GCCACUCCACCCUCUUUUUUUAUCCUUUUAUCCUUCAAAACCGAUUCCACAAAGUCAGUUCAAAGUCUGAACUUCGUCUCACUGUCAGAAGAAACCUUACACCUGCUUUCCAGAGUCAGAGAAACAUCCCAGGGCUGAUCCGUCCUGCAUGUAGCCUGAAGGUGACAAUCUUAACCUGUCAUGCUGUAUGAGGUAGUGAGCUAUUCCUCUGCUUUCCUGGGCACACCGGUUUUAAAUGUAUUUUUAAGACGUCUGUGUUUUGGUUUAGUGUUGUGUCUCAAGGUGCAACCAGAGCACAAAAGGAGACAAGAACUCUCUAAGGAGUCAUGUCGGUCGAGGCGCAAUGAGGAUUUUCCUCUGUGUAGGUAAGAACCAUAAAGCUAAAACUUUAAAACUAAAGUGGAUUGAAAAAAUAUUCCUGCAUCUGGAAAUGUUCCAUAUUUACUCACAUUUCAACCACAAAGUUCAAUGAAACGACAAACCAGUUGUUGAGCGAAUGCCAUAACAACUCUGUUUAAAGUUUGUCGCAAGCUAUGUAAGAGAUACAGCCAACAUGCAAGGACAGGUGUUCAGCAUCAUGAUGUUAUUCUUUAUAACCUACUGGGAAGAUGCUCAGAAUUGAUGGGAAAACAGAUUUAAAAUACUCAAAAAGACUCCAUACUGAUACCAAAUAUAUUUUUGGAUGGAUUCACCCACCUCUAGUUUCAGAAUAAAUGCGGCUAAAUAGAAAUGCACGUCACACUUUUCAGGUUCUUUACGAAAACAACAAAAAAGUGUAAUUUUCCUUUUUUGUGUUAGUUUAUGCAGCAACUUUUGUGGCAUUACAAAAAUGUGAAAAAGUUCAAGCUGCGUGAACACUUCUGUUAGGAACUGUGAGUGCUUCAGGCUUUUAUAUGUGUUUUUAUUCUGUUUUGGGCUUGUUAUGAUGCAUAGCAGAUUGUAAUAUGAAACUUGGUCACACAGUAAACUGCAAGGGCCUGUCAUCUGCCACUGGAGUGAAGGGUGGAGACUUGUGAGGCGUGUCGACCAAGGGGCAAAUGAAGAGCGCCGAGGAGUGAACACCUCAGAGCGCACCAGCGCGCUACCAGGUCUGGGCAUAAAAACAAGCUUGCGUGAAGAUAAAGUCAUUUCCAAUUAAAAGUGAUUUUGUGUGUACGUUUCAUUUUCAGUUGUCAAGCAUUGUGAACUUCACUUCUGACAGAUUAUCGCUGCCAAAUGGACUGCUGAGCUGAGGGAACUUCUACUUAUUUGCGCAACAGGUUCUGCCUCAUACAGAUCCGAUCCAUGUUGGAGGAAGAAGCAUGUUGUCAAGGUUUCGGUCAUUUGGCGUCCAGCAGGAGAUCAACUCAUGGGAUGUGGCGGCUGCAGAGUCAGGCUUAACUUUGGAAAGGUGCUCUCCAAGGUCUCCGUGUUCCUCACCAUGGUCCUAAUAUUCACUUAUUUCUUCUACUGUCUCACUGGACUUUGCGAUUCGGCUCCGAGGACUUUAUACAGCCAACAAGGUGCAAACGGGGGCUAUGACAACGUGGACGACCGCAGCCAGGUACUGGUGGACUUCCGGCCGCCUCCGCCUCACCACCCCGGCGCACAGCGGCAGCUCCACAAGCGGACAGCCUCUGCGGACGCGUUGCAGGUGGACGCGGAGCAGCAGCUGCAGCAGCAGUACGAGCAGGGCAGCGAGAAGGAGACAAACAGCAUCCCCGUUUCCAACACAUACGGGACUAAAAAGCUUCCAAAUGCCGUUAUCAUCGGGGUGAAGAAAGGAGGAACCCGCGCCCUGCUGGAGUUUUUGCGCAUCCAUCCGGACGUGAGGGCGUUUGGCGCAGAGCCACAUUUCUUCGACAGGUUCUAUGACAGAGGGCUGGAGUGGUACAGAAACCUGAUGCCCCGGACUCUGGACGGCCAGAUCACCAUGGAGAAGACACCGAGUUACUUUGUAACCAAGGAGGCUCCCAGUCGUCUUUGCACAAUGAACUGCCGCACCAAGCUCAUUGUUGUAGUGAGGGACCCGGUAACGCGUGCUGUGUCCGACUACACCCAGACACUCACCAAGAACCCGGGACUACCGUCCUUCCAGAGCCUUGCCUUGAAGAACUCCUCCACAGGACCGGUAGACUCCACUUGGAGCGCCGUGCGCAUUGGCCUCUACGCCAAACAUCUAGAGAACUGGCUCCAGUAUUUCCCCCUGUCUCACUUUCUGUUUGUCAGCGGUGAGCGACUCGUGUCCGACCCCGCCGGGGAAAUGGGACGGGUUCAGGACUUUCUGGGCCUGAAAAGAGUCAUUUCAGACAAACAUUUCUACUUCAACCAGACUAAAGGUUUUCCCUGCUUAAAGAAGCCAGAGGGGAGCAGCAGGCCUCGCUGCCUCGGGAAGUCAAAGGGCCGACCCCACCCCCAGAUUCCAUCCGAGGUUCUGCAAAGACUCAGGGACUUCUACAGACCGUUCAACCAGCGUUUCUAUCAGAUGAGUGGACAAGACUUUGGCUGGGACUGAUGAACGACGGUCAAGUCUGCCUUAAAAAAGCCUCUAGAUGUUUCUUUGAAAUUUUGGAAAUCUAAGAUUCUCAGGGAGGGGUAAAGGCAAAGAUCUUUUUGCCUGUAAACGCAACCUGACAUGCAGCACUCAUAAACUGCAAUAGUUUAUCUGUAGAGGUGGAGCUGAGACAGACCCAGUGCUGCUAAUAUGCAAAUAUACACAUUGAGGACUUUAAGCCACUUUCAUGUGGUUUGAAGGUUUCAUUUUCUUUUUUUUUUCUUUUUAUUUUGUUCUUUGUUUAUAAGAUGACAUCAUAUUUAUAGUUUAUGUUGAUAUGAAUAAUAUGUUUUUAUUAAAAAAAAUAAACCUUUUAUUUAUUACCAUGUACUGUUUAUUACAUGGCAAAGAAAGACAUGAAAUAGCUUACCUGACAGGACAUUGGGAAUAAUGUCAUACUACAGAAAUGUUUUGACACUUUCAUUUUUUUGUUCUGUUUUCUGUUUCACCCAAAACGAGACAAUCGGAUGAUUUGCUACACAGUGCAAAAAACUUUGUAUUAAUUGCAGUUGAAAUACAAUUUAUACCUCAAAUGUAAAUAUUCAAUUAAAUCUACACAUACAAAUGUUG
This is a messenger RNA of Gambusia affinis (western mosquitofish), 3103 nucleotides long. Its product is annotated as heparan sulfate glucosamine 3-O-sulfotransferase 6-like. The transcript has 2 exons. Gene Ontology annotation, molecular function: [heparan sulfate]-glucosamine 3-sulfotransferase activity. NCBI's taxonomy places the organism in Eukaryota, Metazoa, Chordata, Actinopteri, Cyprinodontiformes, Poeciliidae. The coding region runs from base 1349 to 2494 and encodes 381 amino acids. The record is from RefSeq and is a predicted model, not a curated record.